Phaedon cochleariae (mustard beetle) is the source of this 3684-nucleotide messenger RNA. Lineage: Eukaryota; Metazoa; Arthropoda; Insecta; Coleoptera; Chrysomelidae. The record is from the annotation of a GenBank genome assembly.
UAGGAGCUGCCAGCGCCAUCUAGCUUGCACGCCCUCCACCACAAACCGACGCUUGCGUGACGCCGCUUGUAUCAGCGCCCGCCCAGAAUGGACGCCAGUACGCUUGCAACUAUGGAUAAGGAUGCUCUGAAGAAGCAGAUAGAGAACAUGAAAUAUCAGGCGGCCAUGGAACGAUGGCCCCUAUCCAGAUCUAUCGCUGCAAUGCGAGAAUACGUGGAGGAAAACGAGAAGAACGACCCCCUGAUCCACGCACCAGACAAGAAAAACAACCCCUGGGCGGAGAAGGGCAAGUGCGUCAUCAUGUAGAAUCAGCAGCUGAUCGUCAGCUUCGUCAUUAUCGUUUUCCCCUUCAUCGUUAUGAUUUUGCCGAACAUCCACAGUUUGCUGCUUAGCAGCAUAGCGUCGGCCCAUCUACCGUGAUGAUGUGAAGUGUCCAUGCAGAAGCAGCAUAGAAUAUACCCGUUCAAGUGUAUAUUGUCUACUUUGCAACUAUUGUUUGUUACGUCAUCGAUGCACUCUUAUUGUUCCAGUUGAAACAAAACCACAUAAAAGCAUCACACUGUUUGCUGAUUCACAAGAUAUUACAACAUGAGUACAGAAAUUAGGUAUAUACUUCAAAGUAGAAUAUCUGUAUUGAUGUUGUAGCAUUCUGUGUGAGAACACCGAGAUAUAUUGUUUACAAUUCAUACAUUCGCGCUUGACUUGCCAGGGUGAGUUAACAUUUCUAUGGUGACUAUAUUAGACCAGGAGCUGGUGACAGGUAUCGUUACUCCAUUUUACACUGCUUGCCUUUAUAAUUAAGCCUAACAUAUGAAAAAUUGACGGGUACCUGGCCGUCACACAUGUGCACUUCAUAAGGAAAACCGCUUUUCUUUUUGUGAAGAAUUUUAUAUACGGAAGUUCAAACGAAUGGAAGCUCUAAUAAUUGAUACAUGGCUUGCAAUCCACAGUAGCCGAAAUGGCUCAAAAGGGUUACGAGAAACUGAGUGAAAAUAAAGGGGUCUUCCGUGUUCUCAAACUGCAUGCCGAUGUAAAGAAUUGCAAAAAAUGCAACUUUGGUCAUGAAUGCCUCUAUUUUACAAAAUCCUGGUGUGUAUUCCAGCCAACACAAAGAGGUCUUAAAAAUAUCUCGGCAACCUCCUUCCAGGAAAUUGUGACGCCUUUCUUCUUCUUUGAGCGGUUGCUGAGAGCACUAUCUUUGCUCCAAAUGUCCGCUGCCGGGAUAUUCUCAACGAGGUUUGAGCGAUAUCCCACGAAGAAAUUCACAUACAAUACCAUUCAGGCGAGUUCUUUAGGAAAUUCGCAUACAGAAUCUCGUUCCGAGAACUUUGAGAGAUUCGCAUCAAUUGCCACUGGUGCAAACUCAAAGUAUUCGCAGAACCGAAUUAUUCGAGAUAUAUUUGGAGUCACGGAAACCUGUAAUGAAUUUUCACAGGAUUUUAACGAAAUUUCCCACCUUUGGUUAGACGAGGGGCGCAUGUCAAUUUUUCCGGAGUGUUUUUGUUACUAGAACUGUGAUUCUUCACAUCGGCAUGCAGUUUUGAAACACGGAAGUUUCCUUCAAUUUUCUUCAGUUUUUCGUGACCCUUAUGAGCACACGAAAAAGGAAAAUGCUUCUCCUUAUGAAGUGCACAAGUGGGACUGCCAGAAACCCCUUCUAUUUUUCAUAUUGGGAAUAAUUAAAAAGCCUUAAGAAGGCAUGCAGUGUAAAAUGGGAGAACCUCAAGUGUCAACCAGUUCCUGGUCUAUAUCUGUUAGUCCAACCAAUCAGGUGAAAUCUGAACAAGGUUUCGACACUCAGAACUGGCUUAUAAUUAUUACAUUGCUUCGCAUUACUGAUCCAGAAAUAUUCCAUUCACGCUAAGGCUACGCGUUUAUCUAGUCCUUUUGGACAUUUCUGAAUAUUCCUCGUUAUUGCGUUUUAUUACCGUUUAGAUGGCUCUGAAAACGAUGUUUCGGUUUUUCAAAGAGCUAUCAAAAUGUUUCAUCUCAUUUACCUACCCUUUAUAGGCUAAUUUCAUGAAUAUGAAUUAGAUAUAAGUAGGCUAGUACCGAUAUAAAAAUGAUAUUGAAAAACUCACAGUUUCACCAUUAUAAUUUUAGAGUUGAGAUUCGAGAUUCUCGCUUCUUGGUUGCUUGUCCUGUUAGUGGACUGUUUUUCUAAAAUAAUGUCAGUUCACCAUCGCCCCUAUUGCUCGAAUACCAGGGGCCUGAUGGUAUUUUGGAAAUUUCCACAUGACAAGUUCAUUCCAAAUCGUAAGACAGAAGAAUCGACUCGAUAUUUGUAGGUUAAAUACAUAAAAUUAUCCAGAGUUUAUGUAGUAAAUUAUAUACAUAGGUAUUGUUUUUUCAAUAGUAAACUCUUCGAUAUUGAUUAUAGUAUUCAUGUUAUUGGGUCACCUGAAAUUUCGGCAAAAAAGCAUUCAGGCGACAUUCUGUAGUCAAUUCAGAAAUAUUGCUACUUAUUGUACACGAUUUUUCAGGUUUUUUCACAUGACUUCGCCUUGCUUUCCACUGAAAGCGAACUAAAUUUUUGUUGUUUUCAAUAUUAUCGACUACCGCAUUUACGGGGCGUUGAGAAAUUCGCAUCCACAAUCCUAAAAGCACGUAACAUACACCUCUUUUACGGUUUUUUGGAUAGCUAAUGACAUCUUUGCUUGGGGAUCACUCCCAAGAUUCAUUGAAUCUGGUACAGGUCGAGAAAAUCUCCUUCCAACAAAAUCCAUCCUAACGUAAUUUCCAGUCUUGAGCUUGUGUCUUUUCAAUUGGAUUCUGUGAGCUUAGCAGGCGGUGUUUUCCCAACUCUCUGUGAACUCAAACUAUAUUGAUAAAUUUCAAGAAGGUUCGUUUUUAGUUAAGAGCAGCAUAUUUACCUUUUUGCUACAGUCAGAGGUUUUUGUUUCUGUAUACAACAGCACCUCUGGAAAUAUGUAGGGUAACAGUUAACAUCUACUAGGUUUUAUAUUCAUCAAUUAUCAUUCUAUAUACAUAUACAGCUGUAGUCACAUACAAAUUAUUUCUAAACUGUAGUCUAGUCAUCAGUAUAUGAAUAUUUGUAUUCGAAAAUUAAUGUGAGCUUUUCCUUGACUAAUUUAAAUUUCCAAGGCUCUGUGAAAAUAUGGAGGCAGAACUCUCUAGGAUACAACUUCCAAAACUCAACUGCAACAUGAAAUACCAAAAAGUUCUGUCUCAUUUUCACUUGGACCUGAGAAUAAAUCUUGAAAGUGACAAAUAUUUUGUACAAAAGCGCUCAAGCAGAGACUCUCCAAAAUGUCUGCUUCAUCGCUGGCUUGCAAAAUAUCGGAUUUCGGCAGUUUGACAGUUUUCUCCUGUCGUGGUCCAAAAAUGAAAAAGGCUCAUGCAGCCGACUUUAGCUCUUAGAUUAGUUUUGCAUGCUUUAAAGUUUGAACUCAUUUCAAUAGGAUAAGUGUUCAUAGGGUUAAGAUAAUUAUUAUAAGAAAAGUUGAACAUAACAAUAUUACAUGGAUAAAGACAAUACUUGAGACAAAAAGAACUCUCAACACUCUUUUUUUACCCGACUGUGACUAAGUCAAGAGGAAGCUCGAAUCAACAUUCGAAUAUGUAUUCAUAUAAAUAUAGCUGUAAUGCAAACUAAUGUUGUAUAAGCUGAGAUUGUUCUACUUCAUAUAAUAUGCAUUAAUUAUUAUAUUAUACUUUCUUGGG